Lodderomyces elongisporus is the source of this 9501-nucleotide messenger RNA. It is a transcript of the gene VPS13, whose product is annotated as membrane morphogenesis protein. The transcript has a single exon. Gene Ontology annotation, biological process: mitochondrion organization; protein targeting to vacuole; protein retention in Golgi apparatus. Gene Ontology annotation, cellular component: extrinsic component of membrane. The coding region runs from base 1 to 9501 and encodes 3166 amino acids. NCBI's taxonomy places the organism in Eukaryota, Fungi, Ascomycota, Pichiomycetes, Serinales, Debaryomycetaceae. The record is from RefSeq and is a predicted model, not a curated record.
AUGUUUGAAUCCUUGGUUGCCAACCUAUUGAAUAGGUUUUUGGGCUCAUACCUCGAGAAUUUUGAUCCAAAACAACUAAAUAUUGGAAUAUGGGGUGGUGAUGUCAAAUUGACUGAUCUUCGCUUGAAGAAGGAGAGUCUCGAUAAGUUUAAAUUGCCAAUUGAUGUUAAAUUUGGUCACCUCGGAGUAUUGACUUUGCAAAUUCCAUGGUCGAACUUGAAGGGAAAACCAGUGCAAAUUGUUAUUGAAGAUUUGUAUUUGCUUGCCUCCCCAAUUGUUCUUAGUGACUACAACGAAGAGGAAGAGCAGAAAAGGCAGCAAGCAGUUAAAGAGAGCAAAUUGAAAGAAGUAGAGGAAAUUUUGGAAGCUAAAUCAGAAGAUCUUGGAAAGGACUUGGCAAAUGAAACAUUUGCAGAGUCUUUAGUAACAAAGAUUAUCGAUAACUUACAAGUUACCAUAAAGAAUAUUCAUAUUAGAUAUGAAGAUGAAUCGGUCUUAACUGAACAGCCAUACACAUUUGGAGCCUCUUUGAAAGAGUUAUCGGCCGUAUCUACGAAUGAGGAUUGGGAACCUUCAUUCAUUUCAAUCACGCAAGCAUUUACGAGAAAGCUUUUAAAGUUGAAUAGUCUCUCUCUUUACAUGGAUACACAAACCCCAGAGCUUUUUUCACAUUCGAGCAGAGAACAAAUAUUGAAUGAUUUCAAGCUGCUUGAGCCAAGUGAAGAAUAUCUUUUAAAACCAGUUACCGGUUCUGGUAAAGUCACCAUUCACAAGUCUGGAACAACCAACACAGUUCCUCAUAUAGAAUCACACUUGGCUUUUGAGGAAUUUGGAGUUGAACUAAAUUCCAAACAGUACAAUGACAUUUUGUCCACGGCAUCCCAGUUCCAGUGGAUUACAAAGACUGCAAAAUUUAGGAAAUUCAGACCAAAAACUUCACCGAGCGAAGAUCCCAAAGAAUGGUUCAGAUAUGCAGCAAAAUGCGUGCUUAAUGAAAUACACGAAAAAAAUUACAAAUGGAGUUGGGAUUACAUCAAGAAACGUCGCGAUCAGAGAAUUUCAUAUAUUAAACUUUGGAAACUCAAAUUACUAAGAACUAUAUCAGAGCUGGAUCUCAAAGAAUUGAAGCAACUUGAGUGGGAUUUACCCUUGGCAGAUAUCAAAUUAUACCGUGCAUUGGCAAGAACAGAGCUUCGAAAAGAAAACAAGACUGCUAGAUUAUAUGAUACUGAAACUUCAAAGAAAGAAGAGCAAAGUAAAGGGUGGUUUGGAGGAUGGUGGGGAGGAGGUGCGAACAGAAAUAAUAAUAAUAAUAACAACAACAAUAGCAGUUACAGGGGAAAUCAGGAGACAGAGAAGGAAAAAGAACAAACAUAUAAUGCCGAUGGAGAGCAUACAGAUUUGCUGCUCACCGAAGAUCAAAAGAAGGCACUCUAUGACACCAUUGAUUACGACGAGAAUGCGACGACCGCAACAAUUGAAUUGCCAGACAAUUAUGUCACAAUGAAAGUAAACGCUUCGCUUAAGAAAGGUGGGUUCGUUUUAAAAGAAAGCAAUGGCGCAAAUUUGGCGGAAGUGAUUUUCGAAGGUUGUAGCACACAAUAUCUUCAAAGACCAAAUUCAUUUGUAGCCGGUUUCCAAAUGCAAGAGUUUAGAAUCGAGGAUGGAACGAACAUGAGCAUUUAUAAGCAUGUAGUGAGUGUGAAAGAAGCUACUGGAGAUGACACUAAUGCAACCAAAACUCCAUUUUUUCAAGUAAUGUUUGAGCAAAAUCCACUUGACCACAAAGCAGACUCGAGUCUUUCAGCGCAGUUAAAAUCAAUGACCAUUUUCUACAGUCCCAAAUUUGUCGAGAAAGUAAUCAGUUUCUUUUCUCCACCAACCACACAUUUUGAUACUGUGGGUGCCAUCAUGAAUGCAGCAGAAGAGUCCAUUGAAAGUAUUACAGCAAACACGAGAAUGGGAUUGGAAUAUGCGAUUGACGAGCACAAGACAAUUAAUUUGAUGAUGGAUCUUCAGGCACCACUUCUAAUAAUGCCCUUAGAUCCCGCAAGUUUCAAGUCACCUGUUGCGAUUUUGGAUGCCGGUCACGUUAGCAUUGUGAGCAAUUUUGCAGAAAGAUCAAAGAUUCAGGAAUAUAAAGAUAAACUGUCUUAUACUGCGGCGGACUGGAAGGAAGUUGGCAAUCUACUUUAUGAUAGGUUUGAUCUUCAUCUUAGUGACAUUGAAUUUUAUGUGGGACACACAAUAAAAUCCACAAUGGAGCAAUUGUAUGCGACAGAGGACGCACGCCCAGCAAGAGUUUUAACUAAUUUGAAUUUGAAUUUGGGUCUAGGUGUUUCUAUCUUGCCAGAUGCAUUAAACCUUGCAAAGUUUAAACUUGAGGGUAAUAUCCCCAAAUUAGCAGUCAACUUGAAUGACUUCCAAUACAAAACUUUGAUGCAAAUUGUCGAUAAAGCAAUACCUCAAAGUGUUGCAAGUGAUGCUGAUAAAGAAAGUGUUUUCAAAGCCUAUGGUGGCGAGCAGGAUGAAAAAGAAUUUGAAUUUGAGAAAAUUCACAACGGUAACAAUCGAAAAGAUGUCACCACAAAUGCAGAUCAAAAAGUAUUUGAGUCAAAUCUUUCCAUAGACACAAUUGUACUAUCGCUUAGGAGAUGCAUCAGCGGGAAAGGCAUGAAUGACGAGCCACUUAUUGAGAUAUUGGGUGAUUCAUUGGAAAUUUCUCUUUCUCAAACUGAUCUGGAAAUGCUCAUUAAUUUAAGUCUUUUGGACUUUACUGUUUUUGACAAAGUUCAAAAAUCUAAAAUUGCAGAAUUUGAAAAAAUGAUGUCCUCCAGUAUUGAAAAAGAAAAAGGACAAAAAUUGCUUUCAAUGAAAUUGGCACGUAAACGUCGAACUGUGCUUUUAAAAGGUGAGAAUGUUGACGUUUUUGAUCAAGAUAUUGACAUGCAAAUAGCUACUGUGAAGGUUGUUGUUACACGAAUGACACUUUUGGACGUGUUGACAUUCUCGAUGAACACUUUUGCUGAUCCUAAUGCACCUCCUGUUCCUGCAGAUGAAUUGAUUCACAAUAGUGAAGAGGACGACGCAGCAGCACCUCAAAAAUUAAACUUGAGCAUCAAGUUGGAGAGUAUUGUUGUAAUUUUCAAUGACGAUGGCUUCAAAUUGGCAACAGCAACUUUAGAGACCGCACAGAUUAAUAUGAACAUUUUACCGGAGUCAAUGGAUAUCGAAGGACGCUUGGGCUCCAUAACGGUGCUUGAUAACAUGUCUAGUUUGCAGGCUAAUGAUUUGCAAGAACAAAAAUUGAUUCAUAUGAACGGUGAUAAUUUAGCUGAACUUUCAUAUAAAACGUAUGAUGUACAUGUCGAAGACCGACCUUCGGAAUUGGUAUUCAAAACCGGUGCAUUAACAAUAAACUUUGUGGAAAGCUCAUUCAAUAGACUUGUCGAAUAUUUUGACCAAUUUUUGAAAAUGAAGGCCAUCUACGAUGGCGCACGUAUGGCAGCGUUGAAUGAAGAUACUCAAUUACCGGUGAAAUUAAAGUUUGAUAUUUUGAUAAAGGCACCAACAGUGUAUUUCCCUGUGCAACAAGAUAACAGAUUUGUUGCAAAUUUUGGAGAGUUGUAUGCAAAGAACGAUUACAAAGGCGCGAAUAUGAAAAAUUGCAUCACCGCGGGUAUUCGCAAUGUGAGCUUUGCGUCCUACAUUAAAUUUUCCAAUGUGGUGCAAAACUUGAAUAUUGUCGAUAAUUUGGAUUUGACAUUUGACGUCGAAUGGACUGAGAAUUACAUCAAAGAUGUUCCGACAUUUGUGGUGCAGGGUAAGGUGCCAGAGUUGAAAGUUGAUUUGACAGAUAUGCAAAUUAGACUUUUGAAUGAAUUGUCAAAUUCAAUAACCUAUGCUUUCUCGGUGGAAACACAAGAAGAGAGCUUAGAAGAGGUGAAGGAAAGCGCAAAGUAUGCAAACAGAGCUUUGGAGGAGAAUACACAAAAGUCGAGUGCAAGGUCAGGAGGUAAACUAACUACUCAAAAAGAUGUGCAAGAUUUAGUCACUCAGCAAAGUGCUCAAAAAAACCCAGCUGUUGCUUCAAGUCUACUGGUUGACAAUGAAACUCCACCGCCCGAUCACAAAAUGGUGGAUCUAAGAUUCGAGGUUCCUCUUGUUGCUCUUACUUUGUAUCAAAAAACCGAGGACAAAACAAGUGUUGAGGAUUUAAAGUUGUCGCAAUUUUCUUUAAACAGAAUAGCCGUUGUUUUCCAGCAAAACCAGAACUCACAGUUUGAUGCUAACCUAAAGGUUGGAUCAUUUGUGGUGCAAGAUGUGCGAAAAUUCACAGACAGCAAGUUUGAUACAAUAAUCCCGGCUGCUGACGGAGUAAAAGAUCAGUUUGUUUUGACGGCAAAUUCUACUGGACUUUCAGAACUGAAGAAUAUUACCGUGAUUUUGAAUGUUGAAAAUCCAAAGGUGAUCUUGGCACUAGAUUACAUAUUUGAUCUCCAAUCUUUUAUUGAGAGCUCAACACAUUUAGAAGCUCCCAAAAAAUUGCCAAAUAAGCCAAGACGAUCUAUUGUCCUGCUUUCUCAACAAUCAACAACCAAAAUGCAACUGAUACUGAAACUGGAACUGAAACUGCAAGAAACACUAGAUGAUGAGAAUAAACAAAAAGGUGCUGCUGCUGCUGCUGCUGCUGCAUCCGCCACUACUAAUAUUUGGUUCUCUGUGAAUGUCAACCGACCAUCGAUUUAUCUUCUUGCUGAUGAUACAAGAAGUACAACAGAAGCCCUAGUGUUUAAAAUUGAACAACUUCUGGUUUCUAAGCAAAACGUUAUAUCCGUUGCUUCAAGCAAUAUUGGUUUAUAUCUCACCCGUAUGGAUGAUCCGAAAAACUCUCGUUAUAGACUUAUUGAUGACUUUUCAGUUUCAUUUGCUGCUGAUGACAAGGAUUCUACAGACACAGUUGUCUCCAAUAAUAUUCAAGCCUCAAUCGAACCGAUUGUUGUGAGGGUGUCUUUGCGAGACAUACGUUUGGGGCUUGCAAUUGUACAAAGAGCAAAUGAUAUGUUUGCCAAGUACCAGUCACCUGCUCGAGAUGGCGUAGAAUCUGCACAGGACACGUUGAAACGAAGACUUUCAAGCAUAAGCUCUACAUUUUCUGAGGAUGCAAAUAAUAAUGGAGAUGACGAAGACAACAAAAGCAUUACCAAUGCUUUUGUACAAACCGGUUCAUCAUCAGAUCUAAGUGAAACAAUGUAUGUAAGUUUUGGUGGAUUGCGGUUUGUGCUCAUUGGUGAUGUUUCUGAGUUGCCGGUUGUUGAUGUUAGCUUGAAAGCGUUUGAUUUGAGAGCUCUUAACUGGUCCACGGAUUUGAAUGCCGAGGUUCACUUGGAGACGCAUAUCAAUAUUUUCAAUUACGCUAAUUCAUGCUGGCAGCCUCUUUUAGAGCCGUGGCCGGUAGCUAUUUUAGCAUCCAGAGCACAAAAUGGAUCAAAUCCAAAACUAUUAGUUGAAGUUGUAUCGAGAAAACUUGCUGAAAUUACCGUAACUUCUCGAACUGUUGCUUUGCUUUCUCAAAUCCAGUCUCUUUUAAGCACUGAUGAAGAGUUGAAACCGCGCGGACAAGAUUAUCCAUUUGUGAUAUUUAACGAUACUGGAUAUGAUUUAAAAAUUUGGACAAGUGGUCAAAAGAAUGAUAGUGAAACUACGCUUGUCUAUGGAGAAAGCAAGCCCUGGGCUUUUGAAGAUUGGAGAACCAUUCGUGAGAAUUUGGAUGCAGAUAGCACAAGUGCUCUUGGUAUUUCAUUUUUGGGAAAGAAAACAAAUGCUUCUAGUACUUCCACCAACGCCACUUUGUCCUCGUCCGAACCUGCCCCUGCAUUUGAGCCAAUUGAGUCGUUACAUGUUGGAUGUGUUGGUGAGGAGAUUUAUGUUUUAGAUCCUCCAAUUGAUGACGUCCACAGUAGAUUAUUGGUAAAUAUAAAACUCCGCGAUGAUAACGUCAAGAUCAUUACACUAAGAUCGACGAUGUUGAUUGAAAAUGAUGCUGAUGUACCGAUAUCGAUCGAUAUUUUUGCUGACAAUAAAUCCACUCUUCAAAUUAAUUCGAAGGAGUCAAGAUCAGUGCCAAUAGAUUCAGUGUAUGAUGGAAAGCUCAGAGUGAAACCUGUUUUGCAUACUGAAUAUGGUUGGUCUAACGAAAUCAUUCAUUGGAGAGAUAUAAUGAAGCGGCAAUUGCCAUUGAAAUGCCCUCCAGUGUCCCAAAAUGAAACAAAUUAUUUUUUCCAAGGCGAAGCCAUAUUCGACAAAGACGAGCCAUUGGCUAAAGUCUAUCCGCACUUAAACUUGGUCAUUUCUGCACCAUUGGAAAUUGAAAAUUUAUUACCAUAUGAUUUCAAAUAUAGAUUGUACGACAAAAACUCAAGAAGAGAAUGGACUGGUCUGGUUAAAAAAGGUGUCAAGAGUUAUGUCCAUGUUGUUAGUUUGAAGAAUCUUUUACUUCUUAGUGUUGAGCCUGAUUUGCUGCCAGGAUUCGGAAGGUCAGAGUUUGCAAUCAUAAAUGGUCCAAAAGCUAGCGAGUUCUCUCGUGAACUGAGCUUGACGAUACAUGGAAAGAACAAUUUGAAACUCAAGAUCCAUUAUCCCAGAAAGCAUGCUGAUAGCACCAGUUUGAAAGUCACUAUUUACAGUCCUUAUGUCAUAUUGAAUAGGUCAAGUUUGGAUCUUGCAGUUAGUGACAGAGGCAAUGUUUUUGAAGUGCCAGGUAAAAAUAUCAAGGGCCAAGAACUUAUGCCAGUGAUGUUUUCUUUUGAUCGUGGUGACGAUAGAGGUAACAGAGCUAUGUUGAAAACUCGCGAGUCUUCUUGGUCACCUCCAAUAAGUUUUGAUGCCAUUGGCCAACUGAAUCAGUUAAAGUUACAAAAGCGUGGCGAGCAAACUGAAAUAAGUUUGGGAGUUACGAUUAUGGAAGGUGAAGGGAAAUAUAAUUUGACUAAAACAGUGACCAUUGCUCCUAGGUAUGUUUUCAUAAAUCGGAUUGCGAAUAGUUUGGUCAUUUCCGAAGAGGAUUCAGAGACAUCAUCAAUAGCUACAACUAACGAGCUAUUGCCCUUAUAUGGUUUCCGCUCCUCAAGCCAAACCAAUGUUGUUUUGAAAUUUGAAGAGAGCAGCAAAUGGACUCAGCCAUUUUGCAUCAAUGAUGUUGGCCAACUAUUUGUUAAGAUACAAGAUAAAAAUCUGAGACAAUCGCUUUUGAAAGUAACGAUGCUUUUAGAAAAUGCCACGAUGUUUAUCCAAAUUGAGGAUGCAAAUAACCAAUGGCCAUAUUCUAUCAAAAAUUAUACCAACGAGGAAUUUUACAUCUAUCAGAAUAAUCCGAAUAUCAAUGCCAAUGGUGAAGUGGUGCGCAAGAAUCGUACUUUUAAGCCAAUCUAUUAUCGAAUCCCACCAAAAAGUGUCAUGCCAUAUGCGUACGAUUUUCCAAACGCUAUAGUCAAAGAAUUGAUUGUUAGAUCACGUGGAAGGGAGAGAGCAGUCAAUUUGUCUGAGAUUGGGAAUUUGCGGCCAUUUAGAUUACCACCUGGUGAUUUUAACGAGCAACAACAACAACAACAACAACAACAACAACAACAACAACAACAACAACAACAACAAGUGGUAGACCUCAGUGUUCGUGCUGAUGGCCCAACCCAGAGUUUGGUCAUAUCGCCGUAUGACCCUUCAAAGAGUUUAUACCGCAUUGCGUCUGGUAAUAACUCACUGCUGUCGUCUUCGUCAUUGGCUAAAAACCAAGGAUUUGAGGCUGUGGAUGUUGAGGACAAUUAUGGAAUUCAAGUUGUCACAAAAUUUGAUGGUGUUGGAAUAUCUUUGAUCAAUACUAACGACAAGGAAUUGAGCUACAUCACUAUCAAGGGUGUUGAGUUCCGCUAUAAUGAGUCCAACAUUUAUCAAAAUUUUAGUGUCAAGCUUAGAUGGAUUCAAAUAGAUAAUCAACUUUAUGGCAGCAUAUUUCCUAUAGUCUUGUACCCAUCUGUUGUGCCAAAGACUGGUAAAGAAUUGAAUGAGCAUCCGGCAUUUUCUGCAUCCAUUUGUAGAGUCAAGGAUGACUCAUAUGGUGUUUUUUACGUCAAGUAUGCGACAAUCUUGCUUCAAGAAUUAACCUUUGACCUAGGUGAAGACUUUUUGUAUGCAUUACUCGACUUUGCAAAAUUCCCUGGUGCUUCUUGGAACAAACUUCCAGUGGACCAAUUGUGCGAUAAUAACCUAGACAUCCCUGAGCCACAAAACCUAAAUAACACAAGUGAUAUCUACUUUGAGGCCUUGCAUUUGCAACCAAUUCAAGCGAAUAUAUCCUUUGUACGAACUGAUUCUGUUGAAGCUGAAGACAAGACUUCGGCUCAGAAUAUAAUCAUGUUCUGUUUCAACGUCUUGACUAUGGCUAUGGGCAAUGUUUCUGAUGCCCCAAUAAAAUUGAAUGCUUUAUUUAUUGAAAAUAUUAGAGUUCCCACUCCAAUUUUGUUGGACUCCAUCCAGACUCAUUACAAACAAGCAUUCUUUUAUCAACUUCAUAAUGUUGUUGGUUCAGCGGACUUUUUGGGUAACCCUGUUGGUUUAUUCAAUUUACUUUCGCUGGGAGUAGUUGAUAUUUUUUAUGAACCAUAUCAAGGUUUCAUUUUGAACGAUAGGCCACAAGAAUUGGGUAUUGGACUUGCCAAAGGAGGAUUGAGCUUUGUUAAGAAAACAGUGUUUGGGGUUUCUGAUUCAUUUUCUAAGAUUACGGGCUCUCUUGCUAAAGGGUUAUCUGUUGCCACAAUGGACUCUAGAUUCCAAGAGCGUAGGAGAAUACAACUCAAGCGUAAUAGAGCAAACUAUUUUGCAGGUGGCGCCAACUCGCUUUUUGAAUCAAUUACUUCUGGAAUUGGUGGUAUAGCAGUGGAUCCAUUGGAAGGAGCUGCUAAAGAUGGUGCAGUUGGUUUUUUUAAAGGAUUAGGCAGAGGUGUCAUUGGAUUACCUACAAAGACCGCAAUCGGUGUAUUUGACUUUGCUUCAAAUUUGAGUGAAGGAAUAAGAAACACCACUACUGUUUUUGAUGGUGAAACUUUAGAUAGGGCAAGGCUUCCAAGGUACAUUAAUACCAAUGGAGCUAUAAAACCGUAUUCCGAAAAAGAAGCACAAGGUCAAUUUUGGUUAUACAGUAUAAAUGGCGGAGAGUUUUACAAUGAGACGUACUUGGCACAUGUUAUUUUACCUGGGGGAGAUAUGGCUGUGAUCACAUCAUACAGAAAAAUUAUUCUAUUUGAUAUCAAGACGCUCGCAUCAAAAUGGGUCAUUAAGUUUGACCAAAUCAAGUCGAUAUCAGUAGAACCAACAGGUCUCACUAUCGACCUCAAGAAUAGGAGAGGACCAUUUAUCCCCAUACCCGAUCGUCAGAAUCGUUCCUUUUUGUAUCAAAAAAUUGGAGUGGCUGUGAAGGAAUAUAACAAGCAUUGUCGAGUGGUGCUAUAG